UAACUUUGCAAUCUAAUUCGUUCUCUGUUUUUCACAUUCACUAAAACUGUGCUUACUCUAACUUAGAGUUAACACUUUCAACCUCAGGUCAGUUCAAAUUGCAAAAAGAGUAAAAUAAAAUGUAUUCCAAUUAGUUCCAAACUGAAAUUUAGAAAAGUUUUUAUAAAAAUUAACAUAACUUAUGAUGCAUAUGAUCCCAGUAUAAUAUGAUGCCAAGAAGAAUUUCAGAAUAAUGCAAUUUAGGAUGACUAAGUAUUGUAGUUGUUGACAGAAGUCUUAAACUGAGAAAUGUGCAGCCAAACCUCUUGGUAUUUAAGCCAUGUACCUCAAGAAAUUAAAGAAUAUGAUUCCCUCUAAGAUUAAUCAAAUCCCACCAGCUUCUCAUAAGUCUGUUAACAAUAUCAGGGAUCAAAGUUUUGUCAUAUGAUGACAUUGAAAAUUAAAAAAAUAGACUUAAUUCUUACUAAAUGAUGAAAUCAGUCACCAAGGUUGCAUUCAGUGAAUUACUUGUCAAUCUCUCAAUAGAUUUGCACAGGAUGUAGGUGGGUCUCAAUGAAAGUUCAAUAUAUUCUGCUGGAGUCAAUCAGUUGCAAAGGAAUUAGUUUUCAAAGGGCUAUUUGAAUAUAGAAUAUCUAAUUCAAGUGACAUAGAUUCAGACCUGGAUAUGUGAUUAAGAAGUUUGCUUUCCAGCCAUACAUUUUUAUUCCAUCCUACAAUGUAGCACCCUGGGUACAUUUUUUUUCUGUGACAUCCCUGGGGCAAACUAAUGCCUUGUGCUUGAAUUUGGUUGACAGAAAACUAGAAAACCUAUUUGUGUGUGUGUGUUGAUAUUCAAUAUUUUGUCACUGCUUGAGUGAAACAACGAGGAUUGAGAGUCGUGCUUUGGUGAUAGUUGCAUAGGCUGCCGAAACAGCGUCCUUCAACUGAUGGGUAUUCUGGUAUUGCUCUUGUGAAACUCUCUUCUUGGUAAUACUCCACAGUGUUGUCGCAAGACGUGAGGUCUGGACUUCUGGGAUGCCAAUCGAGAGGUGCUGAAAGUUGUGAUCCUCACCCAUCCAUCUAUCCUGAAAAACUUCAUUCAGGUAUUUCCUGGCAUUGAUGGCAUAGUGGGGUGGGGAACCAUCUUGUUGAAAUCCACAUUCAACCAUUGGAGCUGUGAAACAAACCACUCCCUUAACAUGGCAUGGUAAGAGUGCUGGUUAACAGAGCCCUCGAAUAAAUAGGGUCCUAUCAAGUGCUUACUCGAUAUAGCAACCCAAAUCAUCACACACGGGGGGUUGUACUCCACUUCUUCAUAAUAGUGUGGCAGCCUUUGCAACAAUCACUAAAGCACAGCUUCGUAAAAUAUCACACAGGACAUAGAGUCACAUUAUUUUGUGCCACGAAAAAUAACGAUGAUCACACAGUCCUUCCCAAUGUGUGUCUGUCAAUGAAAGUGAAUAUACUAAAACCUGUACAUGUGUUUGAUAUUAUUAUAUUGUUCCUCUAGUGUUAUUACUUUUCGGUAGGGGCUGACAAGACUUUCGGACCACCCUGCACUUUAACCCAUUACCUACCAGUGAUCUUAUAUGAGAUCACUUAAAAAUUACAAAUUUCAUAAUUAUCUGUCAAUAUUUACACAUAUCUAACCUUUUUGCUAUAUCUACUAGGUAUAUUUCUCUGAUAUUCAAAUGAGGUUUGCUAAUUUUUCACCCAAUAUCUUGCUUAUUUCUAUUUAAAAUGUUUUGAAACAUUAUUUUGAUCAUUCCGGCGUGUUUCUAAGGCUGUUUUAUGCUAGAAAUCAAAGUUUCAUAAAAAAAAUUCCAGUUAAUAGAAUUAUGGGAGGUAAAAACAGAGGUUAUCCAACUUUUAUGGAAAAACAAGGUGCAGGCAAAACGUUCUUUUUCUUUUUCAUGGAACAUUUUUUUAAUUGAAAAUUUAGAUAAUUUCAUAUUUACAUACGUAACACAUACAUAAUACAAAACCACAUUGAAAUAGAAGUCCAAAACCGAGGAAAGAGAGAGAAAAAACAUAAAUUCAACAUCAAUAUACAUCUUGUUAAUAUUCUAAAUAUUAAAGCGAUUUUUUUUUUUUUUUGAAAAUGUUUUUAAAACGUAUGUAUUAUAUCUGGUUUCAAUAUUUUACUUUUAAGAAAAAUUAAACCUCUACUAGAAACUUUCAGCACCGCAUUUUGUGCUGACAUCUGCAAGUGAAAGCUAGCAUUGCGGUUGUAAUAUUUGGGUUCGAAAGUACGGCUAGAGACUAAAGAACUCAGUUUCAAUUGUUCUUGGAGAUCUCACGAGUGACUGGAAUAACAUUGAUGGAUCUCUUUCUAACCGUCAGAUAUUUACUUUGGUAAAAACAUACAACAUUGUUUGCAUCUGAAAACGAACAUCGGAUCACAUUGUCAUUUAUUGUCACUUACAGCGAAAAGGAAGGUGAUAUACAGAAGAGCUACAACUCUGUGGGUGUCUCAUUGAGUUAAUGACAGUUGCUGAGAGUUAAUUCUUCCAAGUGAAACAUUUCUCCUGAUUGUCUGGAAGGUUUAUGAGAAGAUCUUGUAUUCUAAUUAAAUUUGGACUGAUUUACAAAGACGUUUACUACCUCUUUCUGAUAACAACAAAAAUAACAGUUGAUAGAGAAACUGCAGUAGAACAGUUUUCAUCAGUGCAGUAAAAAAGAAAACAUCAAUAUAACUGUUGUGUGACACCCCCCCCCCCAAAAAAAAAAGAAUGGAUUUUUCUGAAAAAUUGCCAAAGAAGGAGGGAAAGUCACCAUACUCGUGUGAUAUCUGUCAAAAGACAUUUUCUCUGAAGGGUAAUCUUACUCACCAUAAAAUGAUUCACAGAAAGAGACCACAUUAUUGUGAUACCUGUGGUAAAUCAUUCUCUCAAAUGCAUUUAUUAACCACUCACAAACGCAUUCAUACUGAAGAAAAACCAUAUGAAUGUGAUAUCUGUGCUAAAUCAUUCUCUGUAAAAAAUAGCUUAAUCAAACACAUAGAUAUUCAUACGGGUGAAAAGCCAUAUCACUGUAAUAUCUGUGGUAAAUCAUUCUUGCGUAAGCAUUCCUUAGUUGUUCAUGAACAUGUCCAUACUGGAGAAAAGCCACAUGCGUGUGAUAUCUGUGGUAAAUCUUUCUCUCGAAUACAUCACUUGAUUACUCACAAAAAUUUCCACAUAGGUGAAAGACCAUAUAGAUGUAAUAUCUGUGGUCAAUCAUUCAUUUUAAAAAGUCACUUAAAUGGUCACAAACGUACUCAUACAGGUGAAAAACCAUAUCGCUGUGAUAUCUGUGGUAAAUCAUUCUCUCAGACGAAUGGCCUAACAAGUCACAUUCGUAUUCAUACAGGUGAGAAACCUUUUCAGUGUAAUAUUUGUGGUGAAUCAUUCUCUGAAAGAGGUAAUUUAGCUAAACACAAAUACCUUCAUACGGGAGAGAAGUCUUAUCACUGUGAUAUCUGUGGAAAAUCAUUCUUUCAAAAAGUACACUUAAAUUCUCACCUACGUAUUCAUACUGGGGAGAGACCAUAUCCCUGUAAAAUUUGUGAUAAAUCAUUCAGUAACAGAAGUACAUUAACUGUUCACAAACGUGUUCAUACAGGAGAGAGACCAUAUCCUUGUACAAUCUGUGGUAAAUCAUUCAGUAAUGGAAGUACAUUAACUGUUCACAAACGUGUUCACACAGGUAAAUAACUAUAUCACUGUGAUGCUUG
Octopus bimaculoides (California two-spot octopus) is the source of this 3694-nucleotide messenger RNA. RefSeq lists its product as uncharacterized. The record is from RefSeq and is a predicted model, not a curated record. Gene Ontology annotation, biological process: regulation of transcription by RNA polymerase II. NCBI's taxonomy places the organism in Eukaryota, Metazoa, Mollusca, Cephalopoda, Octopoda, Octopodidae. Gene Ontology annotation, molecular function: RNA polymerase II cis-regulatory region sequence-specific DNA binding; DNA-binding transcription factor activity, RNA polymerase II-specific.